This is a messenger RNA of Cynara cardunculus var. scolymus (artichoke), 1926 nucleotides long. RefSeq names its product extensin-1-like. Gene Ontology annotation, biological process: plant-type cell wall organization. NCBI's taxonomy places the organism in Eukaryota, Viridiplantae, Streptophyta, Magnoliopsida, Asterales, Asteraceae. The record is from RefSeq and is a predicted model, not a curated record. The coding region runs from base 1 to 1926 and encodes 641 amino acids. The transcript has 3 exons. Gene Ontology annotation, molecular function: structural constituent of cell wall.
AUGACACCUUCUGCCGUCGGCCAUCGCCGACUAUGGCCUAUACUCAUUGCUUUCACAAUAUUCGCUGUUUCUAAUCUUAUUGCUGUUUCGGCUGAAAAACCUUACAUCUAUUCUUCACCACCACCGCCUUCUCCUUCUCCACCACCACCGCCUUCUCCUUCGCCUCCACCACCUUAUGUGUACAAGUCUCCACCUCCACCUUCACCUUCUCCUCCACCACCUUAUGUGUACAAGUCUCCACCUCCCCCUUCACCUUCUCCUCCACCACCUUAUGUGUACAAAUCUCCACCUCCACCUCCACCAUCCCCGCCACCACCUUAUCUGUAUAAGUCUCCUCCUCCGCCGGUACAUUCUCCACCCCCACCAUACUACUACAAAUCUCCACCACCACCUGUCAAGUCACCACCACCACCACCAUACUACUACAAGUCACCUCCUCCACCAGUACAUUCACCACCACCACCAUACCAUUACAAAUCUCCUCCUCCACCGGUACAUUCACCACCACCACCUUACUACUACAAGUCUCCUCCUCCCCCGGUACAUUCUCCACCUCCGCCAUACUACUACAAGUCCCCACCUCCACCUGUCAAAUCACCACCACCACCACCACCAUACCAUUACAAUUCUCCUCCUCCUCCUGUACAUUCUCCACCGCCACCUUACUACUACAAGUCCCCACCGCCACCGGUCAAGUCACCACCACCACCAUACCACUAUAAUUCUCCUCCUCCCCCGGUGCAUUCUCCACCACCACCAUACUACUACAAGUCCCCACCACCACCCGUGAAGUCACCGCCACCACCAUACUACUACAAGUCUCCUCCCCCACCAGUACAUUCUCCACCACCGCCAUACUACUACAAGUCUCCUCCCCCACCGGCACAUUCUCCACCACCUCCAUACUACUACACUUCUCCGCCACCACCAACCAAAUCACCUCCCCACUACUACUACACUUCUCCUCCACCACCAACUCCCUACCACUCCUACCCUCACCCUCACCACCACAAAGUAAUCGUGAAGGUGGUCGGUAAAGUUUACUGCUACAGCUGCUAUGACUGGAAAUACCCAGUUAAAUCCCACGCCAAGCACCACCUCAAAGGUGCUGUCGUGGAGGUAACAUGCAAGGCUGCUGGUGAAAAGGAAAUUGUUGCAUAUGGAAAGACAAAGAUCAAUGGCAAAUUUGCAAUUACUGUUGAGGGUUUGGAUUAUUCCAAAUACGGAGGAGCCAAGGCUUGUAUUGCUAAGCUUCAUAUGCCACCAAAUGGUACUACUUGUAACAUCCCAACAAAUCUCCAUGGAGGUUUGAAGGGUGCUAAGCUUAAGGUCAAGUCCAAGAAUGCUCACCUAGUUGUCCUUUACGCUAAACCAUUUGCUUACGGUCCCAAGACUCCUUACAAGAUUUGUGAGAAGCCAAAGCCAACACCGACUCCGUCGCCUCCCCCACCAUACCACUACACCUCACCCCCACCACCGACAAAAUCUCCUCCUCCACCGUACCAUUACACAUCCCCUCCACCACCUAUAAAAUCGCCCCCUCCACCAUACCACUACUCUUCACCCCCACCACCUAAAAAGUCACCACCUCCACCAUACCACUACACAUCACCACCACCACCUACAGAGUAUCCUCCUCCACCAUACCAUUAUACAUCACCCCCACCACCUGUGAAAUCACCUCCCCCACCAUACCGCUACACAUCCCCUCCACCACCUACCAAGUCUCCUCCUCCACCAUACCACUACACAUCGCCCCCACCACCUACAGAAUCUCCUCCUCCACCAUACCACUACACUUCACCCCCACCACCUAAGAAGUCGUCUCCUCUUCCUUACCACUACACAUCACCUCCACCACCAGUAAAAUCAGCUCCAUCACCCGUAUACAUCUACACUUCUCCUCCACCGCCAGUUCAUUAUUAG